Molecule: messenger RNA, 2629 nt
Organism: Erinaceus europaeus (western European hedgehog)
Lineage: Eukaryota; Metazoa; Chordata; Mammalia; Eulipotyphla; Erinaceidae
Gene: ADHFE1
Product: alcohol dehydrogenase iron containing 1
Exons: 14
Coding region: 277-1536 (419 amino acids)
Cellular component (GO): mitochondrion
Molecular function (GO): metal ion binding; alcohol dehydrogenase (NAD+) activity
Source: RefSeq, a predicted model, not a curated record
ACUUGAGCAAGAGGGCAGCUCAGUGCGCUGCGGCAAAGUGCCAGGGCCUCUAGACAGCAUUGACUGUGUGUGCGGUGCAACCAUGCAUGCGAGACAGCUUUGACUGGUUGUUCUCCCCUUAAGGAAACAGGCUCAGCGAGGACACUGCAUGGUCCCACCUCAUGACAGACGGUGGAGGACUUGAUACAGUGAUGCCAGUGCCCAACUCAUUGUCAUACUCACUACCAAGCUCCUGGUCUUUCACCUCCUGGAAAAACGACAGAAUAUGCCUUUGAGAUGGCUGUUUCAAAUAUUAGAUAUGGAGCAGGAGUUACAAAGGAAGUGGGCAUGGACCUACAGAACAUGGGUGCUAAAAAUGUUUGUUUGAUGACAGACAAAAACCUCUCCAAGCUCCCUCCUGUACAAACAGUUAUGGAUUCUCUAACGAAGAACAGCAUAAACUUUAAGGUUUAUGAUAAUGUGAGGGUAGAACCGACUGAUGGAAGCUUCAUGGAAGCUAUUGAGUUUGCCAAGAAGGGUGCUUUUGAUGCCUAUGUUGCUGUGGGUGGGGGCUCCACCAUGGACACCUGUAAAGCUGCUAAUCUUUAUGCAUCCAGCCCUCACUCUGACUUCCUAGACUAUGUUAAUGCCCCUAUCGGGAAGGGAAAGCCUGUGUCUGUGCCUCUUAAGCCCCUAAUUGCAGUCCCAACUACCUCAGGAACUGGAAGUGAAACUACGGGAGUUGCCAUUUUUGACUAUGAAGACUUGAAAGUAAAAACUGGUAUUGCUUCCCGAGCUAUCAAGCCCACACUGGGCCUGAUUGACCCUCUGCACACCCUGCACAUGCCUAACCGGGUGGUAGCCAACAGUGGCUUCGAUGUGCUUUGCCAUGCCCUGGAGUCAUAUACUGCCCUGCCUUACCACAUGCGGACCCCUUGUCCUUCAAAUCCCAUGAUACGGCCAGCCUACCAGGGCAGCAACCCAAUCAGUGACAUUUGGGCAGUCCAUGCCCUGAGGAUUGUUGCCAAGUAUCUAAAAAGAGCUGUCAGAAAUGCCGAUGAUCUUGAAGCAAGGUCUAAUAUGCACUUGGCAAGUGCUUUUGCUGGCAUUGGCUUUGGAAAUGCUGGUGUUCAUCUGUGCCAUGGCAUGUCUUACCCGAUUUCAGGCUUAGUGAAGACAUAUAAAGCAAAGGAGUAUGAUGUGGAUCACCCACUGGUGCCUCACGGCCUUUCUGUGGUGCUCACCUCCCCUGCAGUUUUCACUUUCACGGCACAGAUGUCUCCUGAGCGGCACCUGCGAAGUGCAGAAAUACUAGGAGCUGACACCCACACUGCCAGAAUCUCAGAUGCUGGGCCUAUUUUGGCAGACACACUCCGGAAAUUCCUCUUUGGUCUGGAUGUUGAUGAUGGCCUAGCUGCCAUUGGUUACUCCAAGACUGACAUCCCUGCAUUAGUGAAGGGAACACUGCCCCAGGAAAGAGUCACCAAGCUUGCACCCCGCCCUCAGUCAGAAGAGGAUCUGUCUGCUCUGUUUGAAGCAUCAAUGAAAUUGUACUAAUUUUUAUUUUCAUUGAAAGAAUUACUAUUAACCUUUAUAGUUUUAAGCAAAAGUGAUUUUAGCCAAAGCUUUCUUUACAUCACCACACAUAAUGUACCUGCUACCACUUUUAAUGUGAUUUAUCCAGGAGAAAAUUCCCUGAGGUUCAAAAUCAAGCUUCUUCCACAUAAAACAGGAUGGACAAAUAAAUGGCCAUGUGUCCUAGGCCAGAUGUCAAGGACUUAUGUUUCUGCUCCAAACUCUGAACACUGUUCCUGCUCUGUCUAUCAAAUGGCAGAAAUUCAGCAUCUAUAAGAAGUCGUAAUGUGCAAUUCUGUACCUAAAAAGUACAGAAUGUGUGUACGUCUGUAAGUAAAGAAAUAUGAGAAGGUUGCUUUUAAUAGCACAGUGUCCAAACAAAAAAAUCUGAAAUAUUCACUACUAGCAUAGAAAUAAAUCGUAAAACACUAAGAGAUGGACUUCUGUAAUGCUACUAAUAUGAAUGAGGGAAAUCUAUUGAAAAUGUGUCCAUGAUAUUCCUGGAAAAAAGUAAGCUGCAGAACAGUAAUAUACUAGUGUGGUCAGUCUGAUUUUCACUGUUUAAAUUACAUGUAUGUGUAUAUUUAUAUAGAUAUAUGUGUAUAUUUACAUAGGAAGGGAAAUGUCAUUAAAUCAUAUUUUCCUAUAAUUAUAAAUUUAUGUAAUUAAAACAUUACUGGAGAAAUGGAAUUAAUGAUAUAGGAAAUUAAGAUAAAAUGUUCAACUUAUACUUUAUAAUUUUUCAUUUAAAAACGUGUAUUUCUUGAAUCUGUUACAAUAGACAUACGUUUUUUAAUUUUUAAAGGAGUUGAUAAAAAAAUAUCAAUUUAGGUCUGAGUCCUUUUAUUUUGUAAAAAUACUAUGGAAAAGCAACUAGCACAAUGUAAUUGUAACAAAGGUUACCACAAUGAAAUUUGCAUGCUCAAGGUUUGUCUCCAUAGAUCUCAGUGUACUUUUGGAUUUAAGUUUUAAAUUGAAUCAAAGUGUUAAUUUGAUGAGUAGUGCAUAUAUAAUCACAUCACAAUAUUAAUAAAUGUUAAUAUGUUAACAAUGUUAAUAAAUGGAUGGAAAAGGA